Spirometra erinaceieuropaei is the source of this 7411-nucleotide messenger RNA. The record is from the annotation of a GenBank genome assembly. Lineage: Eukaryota; Metazoa; Platyhelminthes; Cestoda; Diphyllobothriidea; Diphyllobothriidae.
AUGAAGUUGGCCCUUCACCACCCGAUUUACGUAAUUUAUUUUAACUUAACUCUGUCAACAAUCAGGGCUAUUAUAAGAAUUCAGAUGUCGUUGGUCCUGAUGGUGAUUUCAUUACCUCACCCGAAAUAUCCCAAAUUUUCGGCGAGGUAAGCCUUUACGCACGAUUAUUGCAGCUCUUGGGCAUUUGGAUAGUUAAUGAACGAAUGCGGUUUGGAACGCAGACUCCGUUUGACAUCGUGGAAUUCGGCCCUGGACGUGGGACCCUCUUGUCCAAUAUUCUUAGGGUACGCUCAUCUUCGUGUUUUUCGAUGUAAAUGUCUUAGCCUCAUAACCGUUUUCCAUGGCAUACAUCCUCCACGCCCAAUUUGUAUUGCUUUGAAGUAUUUUUUCUACUUCCGUUGGCCACAAUCCUGCGUUGUUUACCCACUUAGCUUUCUCUAUGCGAGUUUUCGUACUAUCGCACCAGUAUUCAGUCCUUCAUACCCCAAAAUCAAAGUCCCCUUGCAUGCCAUUUUAUCCUUUUGCAACGAGACUACGUCACUCUUUUUCUAACGUGAAAGUCAAAUAAGAUUCGGUCUACGCGGUGAAUUGUCGCGGGAGCAUCUCUCAAACAUUCAUUUUUCUAGAUUCUAACGCAUUCGUUCUUCCCUUCAUGUUGUUUCCUAGCCUCGUUGGAUUAUUCAUUUUUUCACUUAGUAAUAUCGUUUGACUACGGCCGGCAGACAUUCUUUGUGUCCAUUUUUUGCAGAAGUAUUAUUUACGGCCUUGCCUUGAAGGGGGUCCGUUCUUCCGGUUUGAAGCCACAGUUCUUUCUUAUUACCUUAACACUACCGUCCUUCACAAACCCCUUCACUUACUGGAAGUGCGCUAUAGCUCUAAAGACACUACGUCCACCCAGUGAGUGGCAUCCGUAUUUGUUAACGGCUAUUAUCAACUUGCUCGUUUAGUCCGGAUGGGUUGACUUUUACCCGAUUUGUGUUACCUUGUAAUAUAUGCUUUCCCAAAAACCUAUUCAUAGUAUCUCACUGACCGGAUACUGAAGUAGGGCGACUCCUAAGAAAUCAGUUGUCACCAUCACUUCUCUUUUUCCCGGGUAGUCUCCGUGACGGUGUUUAAAUAUUUUACAGCGCACUUCUCUCACUUCAAGUUCAAUUAUGAUAAGCAAAAAGUAGUUUUAUACAACAAAUGCUGAAGAAUAGUGGUAUGACUAAUCUGGUACGAUUGCUUCAGUGAUGCCAAAGUAUGUCUCUGCUCAAUGUUGUAGUUUUUUACAUACCAUUAGAACAGUAAAUAAUUUUUAAAGCCUCCUCGUCGUCAUUUUGUGUUACGUAUUCCUGAUGUCUACUCACCACCGAAAACCCUGAAGCCGGACUUGACCGACCAGCUAACUGCUUGGCUUAAGGUAAUGCCAAAAUGAGUUCGCUUUUGAUCGAACUCUAUUAAGCCAUCUGACUAUGUGGGAGGAUGCAUGAACACCUUAGCACAGGUUACAACACCAUCCGGUCACACAUCUAAGCUCAGUUGUUGGGGCCAUUGUACUGUGCUUGUUGUUCUCCAUUUCUUAUUCCUGAUCUUUUCAAUUAAUUCUUCAUUUUCUAAAAACUUUUCCAGCUUAUGGAACAGCGAAUUAGUCCACGGAACUCCCGGGCUAGACUAACUGCUUACCAGGAUUAUUAAUUCGGCGUCAAACUGGCCUUUAGGAUUUGCUUUCUAUAUAAUGGACCCCAUUUCCGUAUCAUUUGACCCGAUUGUCGGAAAAUUUCAGCUCGAAUUUAUGAGUCUUUUAACCUUGAAAGUGUUUACAGCCAACUUAACAUGCUUCUUCCAACACCGAAUGGAAAUAUGGCCUUUGCUCUAGUAAGCCCUGCCGUCCUGGCAGCUGCGAGGGGGAUGACGUUCACCUAUCCACCCACACCACAUGACAGUGCUUCCAGUCUUUUCGUAAGGCUGUAUCCCAAGCAUCCAGCACUUUUACAAAAAUUCCUGUUUCUUACUUAUUUCGAAUAUGAUGUCCAUGGUCAUGAUUAGGCCGACACCUGCCAGACCAUGAAGCGACUGAACGGAUAAUAGGCGGUAAAUUACAAAAGCGCAGAUAGACCGAAAGAGCUGCCGUUUCGAGCCUGUUCGUGCACUCUUCAGCCAACUGUGUCCCCGGCCAAAACCCAUAAUCAGAUGACACAGAUGACCCACAUAGCUGGUGCGCCGAAGGGUCAUGGAGGCCUGAAACCAAAACAAUUCAUAUAUGCAGCCUCAUUGUUUGGACUUUUGCGUUAUUUUUUAGGUUUGCCAGCUGAAACCUAGUCUACAUUACGUUCACUAGCAGCGGCUGUGCCCACUACUCAGCUUCCAUCUUUUCUUUAGGCAAUCAACAAAUUUCCAAAAGUCGCGUCAGGACUUCAAAACUUGCACUUAAUUGAAAGAAGUGAUCGCCUGCGUGCAGUUCAACAGUCUACCCUCAGUGCGCUGCUGGAAGGGCUCAAACCGAAUCCCUCAAUCCAUUGGCAUUCCUCUCUAGAUGAGAUCCCUCAAGGGCGGUGUUCCUACUAUCUAGCACAUGAAUUCUUUGAUGCCCUUCCGAUCCACCGUUUCCAGGUUUGUUACCCCGUCUUCUGCAUCUUUUGGUUAGAAAGUGGAUGGCAAGUGGCACGAAGUAUUUGUGGACGUGAUGGAUUCCGCUUCUGAGUCAUCUGACGAUGGCGUCGCUGACCAACUCAUCUUUCGUGCGUCACGGACUCCAACUCUCACCAUGAGCGCCUAUCUUCAAGUACGAACUCUAAGUGUUAACUCUAUUGUUCUGCUGUGUUCUUGCAUGGAAGUUAUUCUCUCACGUGCCUGGAUGCUGGCUCUUUUUGAUCUGUCAAGUUUGGCCCUUUCUAGCCUGUUGAUUAUUCAUUGUUCAAAAAUUCCUACAGACCAGGACCAGGUGACUGGACUGACCGAUUGUUCGGCCGAGCCUAGCUCAACCGCAGUCCCGAGUAAAUCGUGAUUUGAACCCGAAAUGCCCGUAUUCUGAUCUACGAGCAGGCUAUAUCUGUAAAAGCCACCCCACUGUGACCCUGGUUUAUCUUCGUGUUUGUUGGGAUUGUACCACACAACAGUUCGGCCGUCGAUUUCGAUGUUGUCCACCGUAUGCUCUACAGCAGGAUGGGGACAGUGACUUGCGCGUGCUUGCGAAGCAUCUAUCGCACCUUCUCCCCAUCUCCCAUCUGGAUCUGGCGUCAUGAUCAAGUCAAGGAGACUGGAGGCGGGGGAGCGCGCAGGUAGCUGGCACGACAAAAAUCCGCACCUAGACGUUCCACCACACGCUCUGGUCCACAACGUACACUGACCAGGAUUUUAUGUUACAACACAUAGGGGGGGGAGGGGGCACAGAUCCCAGUUGGCGCUACGUAAGACGGUAAUUCUGUCUGACGCCGCACCUCAACUGUUGGUGCGCGUUUCCGGAAACGUCUGUCGGACUCCGAUCUAGCUCAUUAUAUCGGCCCAGCGCAUCUUCUGCGUGGCCCAAAUAUGUUAUUUUCUGUAUGUCUUCCCUGUGUAUAGCAAAAGCAAAGUCUUCGCCGGAAGGUAAAAACACAUCGCCAGUUUUCUUAGUUGCCUUCGCAAAUUAUUUUUGUUUGUCUUUCAGGCCGGAAAGUUUGUUUUGGCCAUAUGGCCUUUGGAAUAGCUCUGUACUAUGAUCUUCCUUGAAAAUGCUCCUGAGCGUUCAGGUGGACUGAGCUGUUUUUCCGACGUUUUGGCUCCUUGUAGUGCGUUCAUGUCCCCAUUUAUUUGUCUGUUCUCGAGCGAAAGUUCUUUUUUUAACACCUGAAGGUGAGGGCUUAAACGGGCCACUCGAUAAUGUAAUCAACGAGAGCUUUUGUGCACUAACGCAGAGGAAAAAUCCGACAUUGCAGUUUUUCUUAUAUGCUGAGGAAUGUGAAGCGACUUGACAGAAUGAAACAAAAUUAGUUUAAAAUGAUGGUAUGCUUACGAAGCAUCUAUCGCAUGCUCUCUCCCCCUCUCCCAUCUGGAGCUGGCGUCAUGAUCAAGUCAAGGAGACUGAAGGCGGGGGGAGCGCAGGUGGCUGGCACGGCAAAAAUCCGCACCUGGGCGUAUCCCCACACCCUCAGGUCCACAACGUACACUGACCAGGAUUUUAUGCAACAAAAUUGGGGGCGGCUCGGAUCCCAAAUGGCGCCACAUGAGCUUACAACGGGACCUCCCGCAAACCCUUGAUGUUGGCAUUCGUUGUGUGGGCAGCAUUCACAACAACGCCUGUCGGAUCCUCAUCUAGCUCCUACGUUAGUCCAGCACCUCUACCGCGUGGCCCGUUUUAGGAGCAAGAGAUUCUACCACACAACAUCCAAGAAUGCCACUUUGGUGCUAGCGAACUUGCCCUCAUCUUUCCUCAUAGCGAGGGCGAUGUUAUGUAGUCUGUGCAACCCUUCAUAAAGAGGCUGAACGCUGUCUACCAUGCCAGUUGGCCAUGUAGAUUUUUACUAUGACUGUCCAUGUUUGCAGUAUUCUCAUCUUUUGUAGCUUGCUGGCGACUUGGAAAAUCGAAACUGCGUUGAAGUCUGUCCCGAGGCGGGUGCAAUCCUCCAGAAGAUUGCCCAACGCGUCAGUGACGAUGGCGGCGCCGCUCUGAUCGUUGAUUACGGCCAUGCCGGAGAGUUAGGUGAUACGCUUCGGGUAAUUUGUCCAUUCAGGGAUUCUGAUUUUCAGGCUCCUAGUUAAUUUAUCCCGCGACUUGAGUUUAUCUCAAACUAUUCCCUAUUUUGCAACACCUGUCGAUUACGUUGGUCCGUUUGUCGUAUAAUUCUGAGGUUGUUGUGAAGUCGUUUUUGCUUUGUGUACUUUAAUCAGGAAAUAUUGCGUCUAUUUUUCUAUAGGCAUUUAAAAAUCAUGAGCUACAUGACCCUCUCAAGGAUCCAGGCGAGGCUGACAUCACUGCAGACGUGGAUUUUGCAUUCCUUCGGCGCUCCGUCGAGGCAGUCAAUAAACCGGGUCAGUUUUUCAUAUUACCUAUUUGCUUGUUGUCUAUUAUAAGUCGUAGCCUGAGUACGUGUUUGGGUGACUAUGCCGUCGUAAAUCAUCUCGUAAUUGCUGCUUCAGUUUGAACAAAGUUCUAAGUACUCAGUUCACCGACUGUUAGGCGGACUGGUCGUACUAUCAUACACCCAACUUCUCCCAAAAGGCCUCUAACCUUUCCUAUACAUCUCUCUCCCCCUCUAGUCGUUGUACACGGCCCAGUGACUCAGGCUUACUUCCUAGUGCAUAUGGGUUUCAUGGCACGCCUAAAGGUAGGUUUUUGGCAUUUCUCCUGUCAUUGCUUUUUUGAUACUUCCCUGGCUUCUUCCUGCUGCUAAUGGCCAUUCCACUGAUCCUCUCGAGCCCGUGCUUAAUUGCCACAUCUCCGAUCAUUCAGUGUGAAAUUCCUUUCUCUUUCAAAUGCUCACGAUCUGGUCAGCCCUCUUUGUCUCCGUACUUUAUCGAGAUUUUGAACGUUGAUAGGUGCUCAUGGUAGAGCUCUCCGUCCCGCCUGAGCUAUCUUCGAUCUCGCAAUUUCUACCAUUAAAGAUCGCUGCCGCAGUAUUAGUAGUAACGGCGGCAGCAGUAAUUUAAUUACUAGUAGUAGCGUCAACAGCAUCAGCGGCGGCAGCAGCAGCAGCAGUAGUAGCAGCAGCAGUAGCAGUAGUAGUAGUAGUAGUAGCAGCAGCAGUAGUAAUGACAGGCAAACCGAAAGAUUUCCAAACUUAAGGACGUUUUAAUUCGCGGGUUCCGGAAUAUGCUCCUCCAAGAAUCUGUAACGAAGAAGGCGUGGUCCCCCGUAAACUGAUGACAUUAAUUUCCUCUGUAUCCAUACAGUUUGACCGGAUUUAUACAUGCGUGCGGUGUUGCUUAAAAAAUACGCUCUAUUUACAGUGAGUGACCGAUUUCAUGAAAUGUUGGCCGGACUUCUGAAAUACGUUUUCGAUUGGGAAGAAUUUCUUUGGUGGAGUUGUAAUACUUACUAUCUUGUGGCAUAAUCCUGUAAUAUUUCGGACUCUGCAGGAUGUCGGCUCCUGAAUGCACAUCUUUUCGUCGUCGUCGUCCCCCCCUUUCAGAAACCACACUCGGUAAAACUGACUACUUAAGUAGCAUGCAUUUUCCCCAUUGAUUUUCGGUGGUCUUAAAAAAUUCAAAUAAAUUUUAUAGAAAACAUGCACAAAAAUAUGCAUUCUUUUGCUCGUUUGGUAGGAAAUCACAUCGUCUUCACAUUUUAUGCCCUGAGAAAGGUUAUCUGUCGGUUUUCAGAAGUUUCUAAUUAUGAUAUUUUUAAGACCGUACGAUGUCCAUUCCUACAGCAUCGCACAUGUCCGUUUGCCAGCGCUCCUCAUGAAAUGUACAACAUAGUCCGCAUCCAUGGCAAGAUUUUAUGGACUCUAUGUGAUAUCUCCUUAAAGGUAUAGAGGAAUAUAUGAUUUUCCUCACGCGGAAAGCAUACACUUCGUAGACUGAAUUCGCUAAACGGCUGGUUAGGCUCAAAAUUAUUCGGAAAUUGGGAAACUUUUUCAUAACCUAAAUAUGCACUUUCUUCGGGUAUAAAUUGCGAAGGCAGUCUUAUUUCCUACCAAACAAGCAAAAUAAAGCAUAUUUUGUGCAUGUUUUCUAUAACGUAUAUUUGAAUUUAAAUGACCAUCGAAAAUAAAUAUGAGAAAUGCAUGCUACAUAAGUAGUAAAUUUUUGCGGAGUGCGGUUUCUGCAGGAGGGCGAAAAGAAGUGCAUUCAAAAGCCGACAUCCUGGCGAGUCCGAAAUACUAUAGGAUUAUGCCGCAUGAUAAUUAAUAUUACAACCCCAUCUAAGUAAUCCUUCCUAAUCGAAAACGCACUUCAGAAUUUCGGCCAACAUUUCAUGAGAUGGGUCGCGCAAUGUAACCAGUGACUGUUUUUCAAGCGAAAUUCGCAUUCGUGACUGAACAAUUGAUCACACAAAAGCUAGCUUUUUUGGCGAGCCAGGACUGAAUUAAGAUUAAAUUCUCUAUUGUCUAGUUCUACAACCUCAACUUAGUGAUCUUUUCAAUCCUAACGCACUGCGGAAACACGGCGCUUGUUAUAAGCCGGACAGUAGAUACUUUUCAACACAUGGAUGCAGCCACUGUCGACGUCCGCCGUGAGCGCAUAGCCUGCCCUGCGUUCUGUAUAGUACUCCCCUUCUUUUUUUCUGCGAAUUAAGGUCCUCGUGCAGAAGUGUCAGUCAGACGAGGACAAGAAGAAUCUAAUCGCGUCGUCUGAGAUGCUUUUGGGCUCAGACAAGAUGGGCAAGCGUUUCAAGUUCAUGGCCAUCCUACCUCGCGGUGACCCGUCCGAUAAGCCUUACGUGCCGGCUGGUUUCUUCCCCACCUGGCCGAGCACCCCCACUCCUCGGUCUCCUACUUCGGAGACAUGA